Acanthosepion pharaonis is the source of this 465-nucleotide messenger RNA. The record is from the annotation of a GenBank genome assembly. NCBI's taxonomy places the organism in Eukaryota, Metazoa, Mollusca, Cephalopoda, Sepiida, Sepiidae.
AUGCACCUAGCUGUAGAUGUUCAACAGACUGAAUUGACCUCUCCAACAGAGUCAAAGCUCUGUAACCUGCACUGGUGUCAACAUCACACCCACAGCAAUCUGCGUCUUUUAUAUCUACCUCUCUUUUUCUCUAUUUCUGUCUCUUUCUCUCUCUCUCUCUCUCUCUCUCUCUCUCUCUUUUCUCUUUCUCUUCUUGAGAAAAACAUAGAAAGAGAGAGAACGAGUUUUCAGAAACUCUUUAUUCUUUUAUCUCACACACUCACUGACUCUAUCUCUCUUUCUCUGUCUCUUUCUCUUGCUGAGAAAGAGAAAGUUUUUAGAAAUCCUUUAAUCUUUUAUUUCACUCAACCUCUCUCUCUCUCUCUCUCUCUCUCUCUCUCUCUCUCUCUCUCUCUUUCUGUUUCUCUUCCUGAGAAAGACGGAGAGAGUUUUCAGAAAUUCUUUACUCUUUUAUAUCGCUUUUAG